Messenger RNA from Ziziphus jujuba (common jujube), 684 nucleotides. RefSeq names its product transcription initiation factor TFIID subunit 7. The transcript is spliced from 3 exons. Bases 1 to 684 code for a protein of 227 amino acids. The record is from RefSeq and is a predicted model, not a curated record. NCBI's taxonomy places the organism in Eukaryota, Viridiplantae, Streptophyta, Magnoliopsida, Rosales, Rhamnaceae.
AUGGCAGACGAAAAUGACGAGAUUGGUAAUUCUUCGGAUGGUUCUGAAGAUGGCGUAGAUGAUCCACGUGAUUCUGAUUACAGUCCUCUGGAAGAUGAAGAAUGGGAGGAGUUGGAGGAGGCGGAACUAGUGCAUGAAGAUUCCGAAGUUUCUGGUGCUGGUUCUGAUGGAGAUGAUGUGCAAGAUUCUGAAGAAGAAGAAGAAGAAUGGGAGUCCUCCGAUAAAGACGCAGUUGAGGAUUCUCAGACAGAUGAUGGUGAACAAUUGGAUGCUGCUGGAACUCAAGAGGUUCAUGUUGAUCACCACCAGCAAUCGGAUGAUGAACAUCAAGAGCAAGUAGUUGAGGAAGAUGCAGUUGUUGAAGACCUAGUUGAAGUACCAGAGGAGGAAAUGCAUAAUGCUGGGGGUGGAGAUCAUAAGGAAGGUAGUCAUGAUCUAGAUGUACAAGCAGCUCAAGAUCAACUUCUUCCUGCUGAGCCUGAUGCCCCACUUCAUGAUCUCCCUCAGCCGCCCAAUGUUCAAGUUCCCCCUCAUCAUCAUCAUCAGCCUAUAGAAGAUCAUAAUAGACCUCCAAAAAAGCGGGCCAGAAUUGGACAACUCGCUGCUGGUGGUGGUGGAGAGGAAGGUGCUGGUCAAGCAGCAGCUGAUGAUGAUGAUGAUGAUGAUCAACAGGCUGAUCAAUAG